This is a messenger RNA of Xyrauchen texanus (razorback sucker), 4811 nucleotides long. It is a transcript of the gene washc2c, whose product is annotated as WASH complex subunit 2C. The transcript is spliced from 31 exons. Bases 173 to 4306 code for a protein of 1377 amino acids. The record is from RefSeq and is a predicted model, not a curated record. Gene Ontology annotation, molecular function: retromer complex binding; phosphatidylinositol phosphate binding. Lineage: Eukaryota; Metazoa; Chordata; Actinopteri; Cypriniformes; Catostomidae. Gene Ontology annotation, cellular component: WASH complex; early endosome. Gene Ontology annotation, biological process: protein localization to endosome; retrograde transport, endosome to Golgi.
CGGAUCAUGGCCGACUUCUCAAAACACUGAAACGAUGAGAGGACGAAUGACAACGAUAAGUCUCCAUUGACUUCCCUCGCUGCUGGAUUCGUGAGAUUUUGAGAUGAAGAAAUAACUAAAGGGGAGAUUUUACCACAGUACACAAGGUAAAUUUGCCAUCUUGGGCUACAGCAUGUCUAAUUUUAUGGAGAAUGGCCCCAGUAAUCAUAAUGGGGUGGCUGAGCAGGUAUGGGAGAGACCCUGGACACUCGAAGAGAUGCAGAAAUCCAGCACAAACUGGUCACUGGCAUCAGAUUCAGGGUUAUUCCUUUUCCUGCAAGACUUCUCUCAAAAGAUGUUGUCCAAGACGCAUGAGAUUGAGAAGCAGUUGGACGGUCUUAUUCGGGACACUAAAGCCACAGACAGCCACCUACACUCAGUGUUUAACGACUUUCUCAUGCUCUCCAACACACAGUUCAUUGAAAAUAGGGUUUAUGAUGAAGAAGUUGAAGAGCCUGCUCCAAAGCCUGAGACCAUAGAGAGACCACCUGAACAGGAGAAGACAAGGGAACAGAAGGAGGCUGAACUUAUCCCUAAAGUCCAGGAGGCAGUCAACUAUGGUCUGAAGGUCCUGGAAUGUGCUUUUGAACAGCUGGACAUUAAAGCAGGAAACUCAGACUCUGAGGAUGAGGAAGCACUGGAGAAAGUAGAGCCCAUUUUGGAAGCAAAGGACCUGUAUGUGGACAGGCCUUUACCGUACUUGAUUGGGUCUCAAGCUUUUAUGGAUCAGGAUGAUGUUGGCCUGGGUGAUCUAUCCAGUGAUGAAAUGUCUAUUGAUAAUGACAGAGAUAGUGUCAUAGAAAGUGAGGAUGGGGAAGAGGAUGAGCACUCAGAUGAAGACUUUGACCAGGAUGAUGAUUUCCAUGGCAACUUAAAGAAAAAGUCAUCUGUUGUCAGUUAUGAUGAUGCUGAUGAAGAGAAUGAAGAAGAUGAAGAUUCAGACAUAUUUGCAGGGUCUGAUAAGGAUGAAGAUGAACUCGGAAAGGACACUGGCCUAUCAUCCUUUGCCGAUGAACUAGCAGCUAGAAUUAAGGGAGAGACUGUGAGCAAAUCAGAACCUGAUCGCACAUCAUUGUCAUCAGGCCCAUCCAUUACCCAGAAGAAGAGUAAAGCAAAGAAAGAGCCAAAACCUCAUGUGGAAGAUGAUCACGAUGAGAUGUUCAAACCACCAAACAUGGAAGAUGAGGAAUAUUCACCAUUUGGAGGGAAGGGUGGACUCUUUAGUGGAGGCAAAGGCCUGUUUGAUGAUGACGAUGAGGGAGAUCUGUUUUCUGAUGCUCCCAAAAAUGAACCAGCUGAGAAGGAACAGUCUGUAAACCAAACAGAGCCCCUUAAAACAAAGAAAAUACCCACUGGCGCAGUCUCCAUCUUUCCUGAAAACAAACUUUUUGGCUCACCAAAUGAUUCAGAUUCAUUAGAGAGCAAAGACCGUAAGAGUCCAGUGAGGCCCAAAGUGCAAGCAGCUCCAAAACAUACCUCAGUUGGUGGUGGGCUCUUUGAUGAUGAAGAAAAUGAUGAUGACUUCUUCAGCAGGAAGACUCUUAAAAUAUCCACACCUGUUGGACAAGAGAAACAAAUGCCAAAGAAAACCGUAGACCUGUUUGGGGGUGAUGAGGAGGAGGAUGAUUAUGAUGAAGAUGGAUCUAUGUUCAGUGAAGGCACAGCUCCUCCCCAUCAAGACAAAAGCAUGGAGGGGGAUGAGGAGACCCGCCCUCCUGAGAAAAAGCCACCUGCUGGAGCCAUUUCAAUGUUUGGACCUGGCACUAAAAAUAUACUGGUGGAGGGGUUGAAGAAGCGGCGCCCUUCUACCAGUGAGGAGUCUGCCAAGUCUGAAGAGAGUGUACCUCCACCUGAAGCAGUCAAAUCUUCACCUGCCCUUGGAGCAUCAGAGAAAGCAGCAAGCAAAAGCCUGUUCUCAGAUGAUGAAGACUCACAAAUAUUUGCAAGUGAGACUAAAAGUAAAUCAAAGUCUGCAACUCAGAACAAACCCAGUAAAGCUCUGCUCUCAAUAUUUGCUGAUGAAGAGGAGGAGGACCUUUUUUCAUCGGCACCAAAGCCUAAGUCAGUUCAGGUAAAAAAAACAUCGCUACAACCUAAGAAGCCUGUAUCAAGUGGACUCUUUAGUGAUGAUGAGGAUCAGUGGAUGAGCACUAAGCCCCGAAAAGAAAGCCCAGAGGUGAGGCCUGGAGGAAUGAAGCCAAGUACUAGCGCCCCCUCCAGUCUACCCAGUGUGAAAGGACCACAAAAAGACAGCCUGUUUGAUGAGGAUGAUGAUCUGUUUGCAGCCACAAAGCAGUUAAGUAAGAAAUCAUCUCAGAGAGCAUCUCUUUUGUAUGAAGAUGAUGAUGAUGAUGAGGAGGACAAAGAACCACUUUUUGGCUUCAAACCACCUGCAAAUAAAACUCCAUCUGAACCUAAGGCUUCUGGUGCUCCUCCUCUGUUUGACCCUGAGCAUGAGGACAAAUUGACCACUAAAGCAACAGACAAGAUAGCAGAGGAGAAGAAGUCUGUGAAAUCCAUUCUGUCCUCUGAUGACAGUACUGAAACAAAGAAGAAGCCGGCAGGGGCAGUUAGCCUUUUUGGUGGGAUUGACAUAUUCGGAGAUAAGCAAGAUACAAACCAAAAACAGACUAAGAGUCCAGAGGAGAUUGCUGAAGGUGAGGACCUGCAGAAGGACGGCCCACCUCCCAUGGGGAUUAAGGGGGCCAGGGCCAAGAAAACAGCUCUAAGUCUAUUUGAUGUUGAUGAUGAUGAUGAUGAUGAAGAUGAGAGCCCUGAUGAAAUAGUUCCUGCCCCUAAAAUAUCCAAACCAGCAGAAAAAAAUACACUAAAGGAUCAUGGGCCACGCAUAAAGAGCACAGGUGUGUUUCAAGAUGAGGAGCUCCUUUUUAGUCACACGCAGCAGAGAGACAACGAUCCAGAUGUAGACCUCUUUGCCACGUCGCCUAAACCAGCUGUGCCACCUCAGAGUUCGGUAAAACCUAUGUCAGCCACACUGUUUGGGGAUGAUGACGACAAUGAUCUUUUCAGUUCAGCAAAGCCUAAAGCUCCUCCGAAAGUACCAGAGAAGCCCAGCAAACCAAAAACAGAUGAAAGUGACAAAUCAACAUUAACCUCAAGCAAGGCUAGUUUAGCGGUCAACCCUGCCAACCUUCUGCCAGGCGCAGUUCCGCGGAUUCCAGGAGCUGUCAGAGUAAUCCCUGGCCUGGCACCCUCUACCCUCCCCGCAGCUGCCAGGUCACUGCCAGAUAUUGAGACCAUCCCUGAUCGUCAGACCUCCAGAGAGGGAGGGGUGAGCUUUGAAUCACCAGCUCAGGUGAACACACUACAGAUUGCUAACAAGAGUCGAGCAAAAGGUGCAGGGCGGCGGCGACCCCAAACAAGGGCAGCAAGACACCUGGCUGUGCAGCGAUCUGUGGAAGCAGUUGGGGAGGGCCUAGAUGAGAGCUCCUCUACACAAGCUGAACCAGAUAUGGCUGCUUCCCUACCUACUUCAAACCCCUUUUCGGUGCGGCCCUCAGAACUCAAUAUACCCGUCACAAUCCCUCCUGCAGCCAAGAGCCCAGAUGAAGCAGUCAAGCCGAAGAGGUUUCUUAAUGCUGAAUACGACCUCUUUGAUUCUGAUGAUCUCUUUGCUACUGCAUCUACCACAAAGUCUCUUCCCCCUUCAAAACACAAAACAAAGCCCCCUGAAGAAGGCCAUAAGAAAGCCUCCAAGACAGAGGCAGGCAAAGCCCUGAAGAAAGACCAGGCCCCAUCUAUUUUUGACAGCCAUGGGGAUGAUCUUUUUGCCACAGUGAAACAGAAGCCAGUCCAGAAAGCAAAGCAGCCUGUUUCCUUUCUAGAUGAUGAAGACAAUGAUGAUAUUUUUGGAGCAGGAAAUAAUAAAAGUAAGAACUCUAAAACGGAGGUCAGCUCUACAAAACCAGACUUUUUCCAGGAUAAAGUUCAAGAACCUCCCAAAGCCCAGAAGAAAUCUAAAGAUUCAAAAUCUUUGGAUGUGAGUUUGUUUGAUGAUGAUGUCGACAUUUUUGCUGAUUUGACUGGCACAACAAAGCCAAAGGAGAAGAAGGCAAAGAAGAAAGUGGAGACAAAAUCUAUAUUUGAUGAUGACAUGGAUGAUAUCUUCUCGGCUGGGACUGCACAACCAUCAGUAAAGCCGUCCUCCACGUCAAAGAAGAACCAGAAUACCCAUGAUCCCAGUUCAGUAGCGGAAACAGGCCACAAUAUUUUCGAUGAUCCGCUGAAUGUGUUUGGAGGAAACUAAUUCUCCUUUAUAGAUUUUAUUUGUAUAACUGUGUAGCAAUGUUGAUGGACUAAAUGAAGAUAGACAUACUCUAACACUGUUUGUAUAUCAUUUAAACUCGAAUUAGGUAACUUUUACAAGCAAAUAGAAUACACGAGAGUAAGUCUAAUGCAUUUAGAAAUUAAUCUGAUUGGUAAAUGAUGUAGCUGUCCUGAACCGGCUUUGACAUCUGCAAUGGCUUAUGUGUCUUUCAUUAGCACUUUAAAUAUGAGAUGUUUUGGGGGUAUUGUAUAAAGGAGGAUUUGUUAGAGAGUUGAGACUGGAUACAUUCCUUUGACAUUGUCAGCUGUAAGGUUUAAUUUUCAUUGUGGUGCCAUAACUCCGAGCUUAUGUGCCAACAGAAGUGCUCUGUCUUUUGUUGUUGAUGUUUUUUUUUGUUGUUUUUUUUAAAUAACAUGAGCUGUUUAAGUUUUUCUUGUGUUGCAUGUUAAAUGAGUUUUGAAACAAAAGAAAAUAUAUUUUAUGA